Molecule: messenger RNA, 1611 nt
Organism: Pangasianodon hypophthalmus (striped catfish)
Lineage: Eukaryota; Metazoa; Chordata; Actinopteri; Siluriformes; Pangasiidae
Gene: smim15
Product: small integral membrane protein 15
Exons: 2
Coding region: 1346-1570 (74 amino acids)
Source: RefSeq, a predicted model, not a curated record
AUUUCAAAAUUGGAUGUUCUGUAAAGUGAACACUAAAGUGUUCAGUAGUGUCUGGAACAUAUCUUUCUAUCUAUCUAUCUAUUUAGAAACUUAAUAUUGAAUUUUGUGUAAAAAGUUUGAAACAGUCUAGUGAGCAACCAAAAUCACGAUAAUCUGAUUUGCAUGUUAUGCAAAAAAAUUCCAGUAAGUAUGGCUGCACAAUAUAUCGAAAUUAUCGAAAUAUCACAAAUGUAAAUAUUGCGAUUAUGCAUAUCGUAAGGGCUUGCGAUAACUAAAAGAUUUUAAUACUUCAGAAAGUUAUGAAAAGUUGCAGAUAGCAGAGAAUGCUUUCUUUUCCUCAAAAGAACAUGAAACCUGUAUGUUGGUUAUGUCAUUUUCAGUUUUUAAAUAUGUCUGUAAAUGUAAUUUAAAUUGAUUUUACACACUUAUAGCAUUAUUUAAAAAGUUAUUGCACACUGCAUUUUUCUUCAGUAUUGUGCAGCUCUACCAGUAGUCAAUUAUUUGUGUGAAUUAAUCGACAAAUAAUUAACUAAUUGACUGAGAUGUAGCUUGUAAAUGACAAAAGCUGUAACAUAUCAUUGGGCUUUGGCUAUGAGGAAUGUAACAUUUUAAUAUUUCUCCUCUAGGACUAAUCUAUUGAUCAUUUCCUGAUACAGUAACUAACACUAAACUGUACUAGAUCACAUAGAUUUCUUCAUUAAUCUUAAUUAAACAAACCAAAUUUAACAGGUCUAAACUUAACCGGCCUCACUGAGCAAUGAAUUUGUAGACUCCUACAUUGAAAAAUAUCAAGCCCCUUCCAUGAAAUGCAUUAUCAGCCAUUUAACAUAUUCCCCUUUGGCUGUUUUUGUUUUUAAUAUGUGCAUCAUCAGUGUGUAGCUAAUCUGCACAUACUGCUUUGUGCUAUGCUUUUAGUUUCUUGAAUGAAACUCUUUAGGUUUUGCUCUUUCGACUCCUUUGUUGCUGCUGCCAUCGUUUAAAGUUCUGCGAUACGUGACGUUUUUCUUCCAGGGUGUUGCAGAUGUGUAAGGAAAAAAGAGAGUAUGAUAUUCCCUUGUGUUUUCUAUCACUCGCACCUUUAAGGGUCACAAAUUUCACAUGUACAUGGCCUGAAAUGACACCUUUUUCUGCAUUCAGCUUCUUGGUAUUUAAGCACGUUGCAAGUGAAAUUAGUCAGUCUGUCUUGUUGUGUGUUCUUUAAACCUUUAAACAGUGUUUGGCCUGAAAACAGUUUUGCGCAAGGUGCCGUGUGGUGCUUUUGUAGCAGAGCUGCAGCUUCACUAGUGUAUUACAUUCUAGCCAGAAAUAGAGUGCAUUUUGAUUGGAGGUGAACGCUCAUCAGAAGAUGAUUGACGUUAAAGCUUGGGCGGAGUACGUGGUGGAGUGGGCUGCCAAAGACCCCUACGGCUUCCUCACAACCGUCAUCCUGGCCUUGACCCCGCUUUUCAUCGCCAGCGCUCUGCUUUCUUGGAAACUUGCAAAGAUGAUCGAGGCCAGGGAUCGCGAGCAGAAGAGGAAGCAGAAGCGUCAGGAGAACAUAGCGAAAGCCAAGAGAGCCAAAAAGGACUGAACUGAAACAGCUAAGGGAUGCAGAGGGAUCAAUGCAUAUGU